Messenger RNA from Cetraspora pellucida, 666 nucleotides. The record is from the annotation of a GenBank genome assembly. NCBI's taxonomy places the organism in Eukaryota, Fungi, Glomeromycota, Glomeromycetes, Diversisporales, Gigasporaceae.
AUGUCAUCUGAAACAACUAAUUUUCAAAUAUAUACAGCAAUACAAUCUCUUGAAGACCUUAAGAGGGUUUAUAAUGAACAAAGUGAAGAGGAAUCGGUUCAGGGUGAAGACUUAAUUGAAGAUACCAGACAUUCCUAUCAUGAAACACAUCCAACUUUAAUAAAAAUAAAAUUUCCUAAUUACUUAUUUGAGUUUUAUAGUUUAAACAUUACUAUACAAGAUUUUAUUCUUUCAGAAUUAGCAUCUGAGCAACCUUGGACACAUGAAAUCAUUACGGAUAUUGCAAUUCAAUAUUUUCAACAUUUAUAUAAAGAUUAUCUUGCUUUGAAAAAGAACCCUAAUGCUUUUGAUAAUCGAAACAUUAAGCAGCGCCGUGAUAAUUGUCUUAGUAUAAAAUCUAAAGCAUUAUUAAAAGCCUUGGAUCAAUAUUCUGAUGUUGAAGAUUUGCAUUAUCCAAAAGAAGAAAUUAAACUCAUUCUUCAUAAACAUUCUGGUAUUCCAUGCCCAAGUACGUGGUCACCCUAUUCAAAAGAAAAAGAAAAGGAUAAUGGCAUGUUCAAACGUGUUUAUUCUGAAUCCGAACAUUCGCAAUAUGAGAAAUUAAUUGGUCUCUUACCUGAUAAGUUAUCUUUUCUUCCUGAUUGGGCUUAUGAGGUACUAAUAUAA